UUCCUUCCCUCUUCCCUUGUUCAAAGCCUUGGUUCACGGUCACUGACGCUGGGACAACAUGCAGCUCGGCAUCAUCGUUGGUCUUUUGUCCACAAGCGUUCAGAGCCUGGGCCUCACGCUCCAACGGAAGUCGCAUAUUCUCGAAGACGAAAAGGUACCGUACGAUGUGAGGCGGCCUCCAUACCGAAGGAGGAGGUGGCAGCUGGGGAUGGCAAUGUUCAUCAUCUCCAACGUGGUUGGGAGUUCGGUCCAGAUUUCCAUGCUCCCGCUGCCUGUUCUCUCGACUCUGCAGGCCUCAGGUCUGGUAUUCAACUCGAUCUGCGCCACGCUUAUCCUUGGGGAACCGUUUACGAGAUGGUCACUAUGGGGGACGCUACUGGUUUGCGCCGGGGCCGUCCUCAUCGCCGUUUUUGGGGCGAUCCCGUCGCCGGCACACAAGUUGAGCGAGCUGCUGGACUUGCUGGGGAGAAGACCCUUCGUGCUUUGGAUGGCCUUCCAAGCCCUCUUCGUCAUCAGUCUCGCGGUCGCAACCGAGCUCGUGAGCCACUUCACGACGCUGAUGCAAGAUCCACGGUUCCGUCUCGCGCGGGGCUUCUCGUAUGGAUGCAUAAGCGGAACCCUGUCAGCGCACUCCCUUUUGGUGGCCAAAUCAGCCGUUGAGCUCAUCGUCAGGACAAUCGCCGACGGCGAUAACCAGUUCGUUCACUGGCAGUCGUGGAUGCUAGUUCUCGGCCUCGUCACCCUUGCUCUCUCCCAGCUGUACUACCUUCACCGGGGCCUCAAGCUGGUCUCGACAUCCGUUUUAUACCCGCUCAUAUUCUGCAUUUAUAACAUCAUCGCGAUUCUGGACGGCCUCAUCUAUUUCCGCCAAACCGACCUCAUCAACCCGUUACGCGCUUGCCUUAUCGCCCUUGGCACCGUUGUCCUCCUCUCUGGCGUCCUCGCGCUGUCUUGGCGCCUCAGCGACGAGCAGCACACACCAGGCGUUGGGCAGUCAACGCUCGCGCCCGGUCUAGGGCUCCUCGAGGACACUGACGCCGAGGAGGAGGGCGAAGAUGUUUCGUUGCGUUCGGCUCUCCUCAGCGAGGGCGAGACUGCGGUAGCAACGCAGUCUAACUAUCAAACAUUCGAGACGCCGCUGUCUCCCGAGCUCUCUACGGCAUCUGCUGCUGCACCUGCGCCCCAGAGACCGAGCUUGAUGGCCCGUUCGACAAGGGCGGCCUCGUCCAGAUGGGCAGAACAGGCCGAGAUCUGGGGCGAGCUCGAAGACCGCAGCACGCCGGAGCCAGCAUCUCCCUCCUUCAACAGACGCCGGUCAACUACCCUACCCGACCGCAGAAGCUCGCCUUCGUUAGGGCCUGUGAGACGCGAAACAGCUGAUUCAGAGCAGGUUGGAGCGAACGAAGAGGCAGAGCCACUUCUCUCGUCGCCCAGGGGCAAUUUCAGGAGGAGGCGGAAGUCGACCGGGUUUCCGGGCUUUACAGCGCGGAAGACCACGGGCCGCAAGACGUCAGGGGGCAUUCAGACCCUGGCGCGUAGUGUGUUUGGGAUGAAGUGGUGGGGCAGUAAGCCGAGGCAAGCGAUGCCGACAGACGCCCCAAGAGCGAGUUUUGGAAGUUGGGCAGUGCCGCCAUAUAGAGAUGAUCUGGAGUCAGGUUUGGCAGGGCCUUCGGCGGAGGGAAGAACGUCGCUAGCACCUGGCUCGAAGGCAAGCCAAAUGUCGGAGUCGAGGGAUACUAGGCCUGGUGAUACCCCAGUAUAAUCCAAGUUUUGUUUUCGCUGCUUCGUCAAACGGGCGUUCUAAAUGGAUUGGCAUUGACAUGUGAUUUGGCUUGGUGUAUGUGGCACAGGCGUAGGCUUUGAUUUCAAUGCACUCCAUAAGGUGUAGGUACUUGAUAUACAAGACAUCGUCCCAUCCUACGAUCCCGCCAACUCGGCCACUGCUGACUGACGACUCUUCCUUGCCGAGUUUAUGGGUUCACAAACUAGUUCUCUCUCUUUGCCGAGCCAAGGUCGAGAAAGGCCAAACCUCAUAGUCUUCACUACCGAAGGG
Molecule: messenger RNA, 2053 nt
Organism: Thermothelomyces thermophilus ATCC 42464
Lineage: Eukaryota; Fungi; Ascomycota; Sordariomycetes; Sordariales; Chaetomiaceae
Exons: 1
Coding region: 59-1762 (567 amino acids)
Biological process (GO): magnesium ion transport
Cellular component (GO): membrane
Molecular function (GO): magnesium ion transmembrane transporter activity
Source: RefSeq, a predicted model, not a curated record